Gaeumannomyces tritici R3-111a-1 is the source of this 1340-nucleotide messenger RNA. RefSeq lists its product as hypothetical. Gene Ontology annotation, molecular function: monooxygenase activity; FAD binding. The coding region runs from base 24 to 1274 and encodes 416 amino acids. The record is from RefSeq and is a predicted model, not a curated record. The transcript has 3 exons. Lineage: Eukaryota; Fungi; Ascomycota; Sordariomycetes; Magnaporthales; Magnaporthaceae.
CAAGUCUACCUACCACGCGUACAAUGCCGACGUCCCCGGGCGCGAAAGUCCUCGUCAUCGGCUGCGGCGUCGCCGGUCCCGUUGUGGCGUGCCUGCUCAAGCAGAAGGGCUACCGGCCUAUUGUCUUUGAGCGCGCCCCCGCGCCGGGCGACAUUGGCCAGUCAAUCAUCAUCGCGCCCAACGGCAUGAAGGUUCUGGCCAAGGCGUGUCCGAGUGUCGUUGACCGGUUCCUUGAAUACGGCCCGCCGGUGUGCGAAUUCCGGGAGCACAAGGCGUCGGGGGAGGUUCUGGGCUGGUUCGAGACGGGCUGGGAGGAAAGGUACGGCAAGCCAGGCGUCGGGGCCAAGCGCACCACAGCUACGGCAUGGCUUCGCGACGCGCUCGUCGAGGUGGGGAUAGAAAUAAGGGAUGGUUGGGGACUGGAGCGAAUUGAGGAGGCCGAGGACGGCGGAUCCGUCACAGCCUUCUUCGAUGGAGGGCGCUCCGAGACGGGCUUAUUUCUCGUCGGGUGCGACGGGCUGAAGUCAGCAACAAGGAGAUUGUUGUUGGACCGAGGUGGCCUCAAAGACGGUGAGCCGUCUUUUACCGGUAUAUGCCAGACCGGAGGCUUAGCCCCGACGCCAGCCUCCUUCCGAGACCACCGGGGCGUGCGCAACUACUACGGCGAGUCCUUGCACUUUGUCUGCUACGAUAUCUCGCAUGAGACUGUGUCGUGGGGCCUGACGCAGCGGGCCGAGACGGGCACCGAGGCGGCCUGGGGCCUGUUUGACGACGCCAGUCGCCAAAAGACGACAGAGGGGCUAGGUAGCAUGUUUGAAAAUCAAGGCUGGGAUCCGACCGUCGUGAAGAUGAUCCGCGGCGCCACGAGGCUCAUCCGCUACGGCAUAUUCGACAGGCCGGAGCUGCCAUCCGAGCAGUGGUUUUCGGGCCGCUGCGUCAUGGUGGGCGACGCGGUGCACCCGACGAGCACGCACCUCGGCCAGGGGGCGAACCAAGCAUGCGAGGACUGUUACUACCUGGCCGAAGCACUCCCUUCGUUCGACCUGGCAAAGCCCCCCAUCAGCACCUCGGAGCUAUCCGAGGCGUUCAGAGGAUACGCAGAAAAGCAGCAGCCCCACACGUCGCACCUCGUCAAGGCAGCUCGGGCAGUCGGGGAGCUGCGUGUGACGGGGCCGGAGGGUCGCGAGGCGCGGGAUAAGCUGGUGGCCGAGAGGGUGGGGGAUCGGGCCCGUAUAGACGCCCACUACGACUUCCAGUUCCGCAGGCCAUAUUGAUUAAUUAGCGACUGCACCACCCCUGCCAAGGGCGUUGCGUAUCUUUCAAUCACAUGCACCUCCCUG